UGUCAUAAAGAAAGAAAAUUAGAAAACACCAUGAGCUGCGAGGGAGAGUGAGUUUUUGGCGCUUGUAGUUAAAGGCUUAAAGCAAAGGUCUCCACUGUCAAGCACCGUGGUUGGGCAGUAUCGAUGGGAGAAGAAGAAAAAGAGGUGGUUGAAUCCGAAUCCAAUAUACCAAACCCGAACCCGAACGAAGAGUACUCGUGGCCUGUACUUCGGUUCGAUGUCCCUCCUCAUAGAACCUACCACUUCCACCGCCAGUUCAUCACUCCCACUAACCCUAACAAUUUCCUCAAGGCCGUUAAAUGGUCACCUGAUGGCUCCUGUUUCCUCACCACUUCCGACGAUAACACUCUUCGCAUCUUCACGCCACCGAGUAGUGAAAGUGACAUUCCUCUUGAUGCUUCAGAUGAUGAUGAUUCCUUUGCUGCAAAUUUAGUCAUGAGUGAAGGAGAGUCUAUUCAUGAUUUCUGUUGGUAUCCUUACAUGUCUGCUUCAGAUCCUGUGACUAAUGUUUUCGCGACUACUACUCGCGACCAUCCAAUACAUCUAUGGGAUGCUACAUCAGGCCAGUUACGUUGCACAUAUCGAGCAUAUGAUGCUAUGGAUGAAAUUACUACAGCUUUUUCAAUUGCUUUUAAUCCUUCCGGGACUAAGAUAUUUGCUGGAUACAAUAAAUGUAUUAGGAUGUUUGAUUUACAUCGACCUGGUAGAGAUUUUGAAAUGUAUUCAACAGUUAAAGAUAAAAAAGAAGGCCAAACAGGUAUUUUAUCUGCAAUGGCUUUUUCUCCCUCUAAUGGGAUGCUAGCUGUGGGUUCUUACAGUCAAACUACUGCUAUUUAUAAGGAAGAUAACAUGGAGCUCUUGUACGUUUUGCAUGGUCAAGAAGGUGGGAUUACACAUGUCCAAUUUUCCAGAGAUGGAAAUUAUUUAUAUACUGGAGGCCGGAAGGACCCUUAUAUACUCUGCUGGGAUGUGCGCAAAGCUGUUGAUUGUGUGUACAAGUUAUACAGAUCAUCGGAAAACACCAAUCAGCGGAUACUGUUUGAUAUUGACCCUUCUGGACGGCAUCUUGGCACAGGCGGCCAGGAUGGUUUAGUACAUAUAUAUGAUCUUCAAACUGGGCAGUGGGUGUCAAGUUUCGAGGCUGCAUUAGACACGGUUAACGGCUUCUCUUUCCAUCCAUUUCUGCCCUCUGCUGUGUCAUCCUCAGGCCACCGAAGAUUUGUAAUUCCAGAUGAUGGCAAUGAAGAUUUGUUUUUGAGUGGUCGUGAAAACUGUGUUGCGCUGUGGAGUUUCUUUUAUGAUUCAUUGAUGGAGAAAGAUUUGAAGGACGAUGGGAGUUUCAAUAAUCAAUCUGAAAGUGGAUACUUGGACUAAAAUUUGAGGCCACCUUGUACCAAUCAAUUAAAACAAGUUUCUUUUGUACCCAUUGAUCAAAAUGGUUCCUUUUGUCUAAUCGUUCUGUGACAAAAGACUGAUCAAAGUUUUGCAUAUAUAGUUUAUGGGAUUAAUGUUUCUGAUGUGUAUAAAAUAAUUUUAUUUUCUACACACACAUAAAAAUAUAAG
Messenger RNA from Gastrolobium bilobum, 1563 nucleotides. RefSeq lists its product as uncharacterized. The transcript has 14 exons. Lineage: Eukaryota; Viridiplantae; Streptophyta; Magnoliopsida; Fabales; Fabaceae. The record is from RefSeq and is a predicted model, not a curated record. Gene Ontology annotation, molecular function: protein binding. Bases 124 to 1374 code for a protein of 416 amino acids.